Oncorhynchus mykiss (rainbow trout) is the source of this 2695-nucleotide messenger RNA. Its product is annotated as guanine nucleotide-binding protein G(z) subunit alpha. Gene Ontology annotation, biological process: adenylate cyclase-modulating G protein-coupled receptor signaling pathway. Lineage: Eukaryota; Metazoa; Chordata; Actinopteri; Salmoniformes; Salmonidae. The record is from RefSeq and is a predicted model, not a curated record. Gene Ontology annotation, cellular component: cytoplasm; heterotrimeric G-protein complex. Gene Ontology annotation, molecular function: GTP binding; GTPase activity; G-protein beta/gamma-subunit complex binding.
CCUCAGUGUUCACCGCGUGGCAGACGACCAUGGGUUGCCGGCAGAGUUCAGAGGAGAAGGAGGCGGCCCGGCGCUCCCGGCGGAUCGACCGCCACCUGCGCUCGGAGAGCCAGCGGCAGCGGCGUGAGAUCAAGCUCCUUCUGCUGGGCACCAGCAACUCUGGCAAGAGCACCAUCGUCAAGCAGAUGAAGAUCAUCCACAGUGGAGGCUUCAAUCUGGACGCCUGCAAGGAGUACAAGCCCCUCAUCCUCUACAACGCUAUUGACUCGCUCACACGCAUCAUCCGCGCUCUCGCCACGCUCAAGAUCGACUUCCACAACCCUGACCGCGCCUACGACGCCGUGCAGCUCUUCGCCCUGACCGGGCCGGCCGAGAGCAAAGGGGAGAUCACAGCGGAGCUGCAUGGUGUAAUGAAGCGCCUGUGGGAUGACUCAGGGGUGCAGGAGUGCUUCUGCCGCUCCAACGAGUACCACCUGGAGGAUAACACUGCCUACUAUCUGAACGACCUGGACCGCAUCUCCUCCAACGAGUUCAUCCCCACCGUGGAGGACAUCCUGCGCUCCCGCGACAUGACCACGGGCAUUGUGGAGAACAAGUUCACCUUCAAGGAGCUCACCUUCAAGAUGGUAGACGUGGGGGGGCAGCGCUCAGAGAGGAAGAAGUGGAUCCACUGCUUCGAGGGCGUGACCGCCAUCAUUUUCUGUGUGGAGCUAAGCGGCUAUGACCUCAAGCUCUAUGAAGACAACCAGACGAGUCGUAUGGCAGAGAGCCUGCGUCUGUUUGACUCCAUCUGCAACAACAACUGGUUCACCAACACCUCACUCAUCCUCUUCCUCAACAAGAAGGACCUGUUGGCCGAGAAGAUCAAGCGCAUCCCUUUGACCGUGUGCUUCGCCGACUACAGAGGUCAGAACACCUACGAGGAAGCAGCGGUCUACGUGCAGCGCCAGUUUGAGGACCUCAACCGCAACAAGGAGACCAAGGAGAUCUACUCGCACUUCACCUGUGCCACAGACACCAGCAACAUCCAGUUUGUGUUCGAUGCAGUCACAGAUGUGAUCAUCCAGAACAAUCUCAAGUACAUUGGGCUGUGCUAGGACUGGGGAUAGGGUGGGGGGAGAGCGGGCUGCUUGGCAGCAGUAGGCCCGCUUGCUACCAGGCACGGUACACACAAGGUCUGCCUGUCUGUCCGUCUCUUUGAGGAAGUGAAAGAAAGAAAAAACCUGCAAGGGGGUUGGGGAUUGUCAGGGACAGGCUAUAGUUUCAACCAACCUGCUUGAAAUGUUAGAGUUGAGGGUCAAAGGUCAAGAUGGGAUUCACCCAAGGUCAGCAUAAAUGUGUUUGCACUGAAUAUAUAAGUAUGUAGAGACACACAAACACACAUGUACACACACAUCCUUAUUUUUGCUCACACACAAGGACUUGGGAUCAACUGUCAAGCAUUUGUUUGACAUGGAAACACUGGAAACUGAAGACCGUGUCACCUACUCUUUGCCUGCCAAACUUGGGAUUGAGCAGUCCGAGUUCUUUACUGUCAGUUUCAAAGUUACAUUUGUCUUUUUAGGUUGUUUGAUUUACCUGAGUCAUUGAAUGCUGCUUUGCGAGAAGAAUUUUGAAAAUCAAUAAUUUCCUUUGGAUUUUUCCCCCUUAAAAGGUGAGUUCACCUGGCAAGGUAUAGGGAGAUGAUGAGUCACAGAUGUCCUGGGAAUAUCGUACGAGGACAUGACUUACUGUAUAUCACAGGGUUUCCGUCCAUAGGAGAAAACUUCCACAGUCUGAAGCUGAAGUAAAGGGUAUUUAUCUACACACAUUGGAUCUCAUUUUUUGAGGGCUGAAUGGCUCUUCGUGGUUAUUCUGUUGGUCUUUCUUCAUUUGUCAAAACCUGCCUUUUAGAGCAGGUCUCUCUGACUUACCAGGAGAGUGUUUCACGCCAUAGAGUCAUCGAGUGUUCUCUAAGAUCAUUCCAGUUUCCUGCAACAAAGACUUUAAAAAAACAGUGCCAAUUUUAGUGUAAAUAAAAACAGAUCCCAUCAAUAAUAUUAUCUUUUGGGUUUUUAUUGACAGAAACCGUAAAACAUGCAUGAUUUUGUUACUUUGGGAUAUUGAUACAUUUUUCUUCCGAUAUGAUUACUUUUAUUUUAGGUUUAACUAAUAUAUUCCCCCAAAAUAUAUAUAAAAGUCAAACACUGUGUACGAUUGUACAGCUGUUGUCUAAGAGGAAUAUAUUGAAAAGAGUUCUAUAAAUGGAGAUGAUGAUGAUGGUGAUGACAUCAAUGACAAGCUCAUUACAAACCCAGCAUGAGAACAUACUGUGGAUGGAGGGAGGAUUAAAGGAGAAAAGUUAAGACUGCAAAAAAUAUGAAUGACAAAAAAAAAAAAAACGUUUCAGUUUAACCCUCCUUGCAUUGUCUAUGUGGACGUGGUUAUACAGUGGGUUUGAUGUGUAAAUAUGCUGUAAGGUUCACUGUUAAAACAAAUGAUCAAUAAAAGGUUGAGUUAGAGUGAAAGAGAACGUGAGAGAGAGGGAUGAAAGCCCCCGCUCUACUCUCCUCCAACCCUCAACUUUUCAGCAAAGAGGAUGAUGUGCAAACUCAGCUAAGGGCUUCAGGCUUGACUUUACAGGAUGUCCAGUUCAACAAAAAACAGCCAAUUUAGAAGAACUAUAAAAAAUAACAAAUAAAAUGAAUUAUGCAAA